CAGCUCAUGGCAGGAGGAAAUCAAACCAAAGGUUUCGAGUUCCUCCUCUGGGGAUUCUCAGAGUGGCCAGAGCAACAGAGCAUCCUCUUUCUGCUAUUCCUGUGGAUGUAUGUAAUCACUGUGGCUGGGAACCUGCUGAUUGUCCUGGCCAUCAGUGCUGAUGUGCAUCUCCACACCCCCAUGUACUUCUUCCUCGCCAGCCUGUCCUGUGCAGACAUCCUGUUCACUUCCACCACUGUGCCUAAGGCCCUGGUGAACAUCCAGACCCAGAGCAGGUCCAUCUCUUAUGCAGGAUGCCUGACUCAGCUCUAUUUCUUCUUGACUUUUGGGGACAUGGACAUCUUUCUCUUGGCCACAAUGGCCUAUGAUCGCUACGUGGCCAUUUGCCUCCCUCUCCAUUACACAAUGACUAUGAGCCUCCGGCGCUGCACCUUCAUGGUGACUGCCUGCUGGACUCUUACAAAUCUUGUCGCUAUGACCCACACCUUCCUCAUGUUCCAGCUCUCCUUCUGCUCUAAGAAGAUCAUUCCUGACUUCUUCUGUGACCUGGGACCCCUGAUGAAGGUCUCUUGCUCUGACACCCAGGUCAAUGACCUUGUGCUUCUCUUCUUGGGGGGUGCAGUCAUUUUAAUCCCAGUUUUGCUAAUCCUGGUCUCUUAUAUCUGCAUUGUUUUAGCCAUCCUCAGAGUCCCCUCUGCCCAGGGAAGGCGCAAGGCCUUCUCUACCUGUGGUUCCCACCUCACUGUGGUUGCCCUGUUCUUUGGGACAGUGAUCAGGGCUUACCUGUGUCCCUCAUCCUCUUCCUUCAAUUCAGUGGCGGAAGACACAGCGGCUGCUGUCAUGUACACAGUGGUGACUCCCCUCCUAAACCCCUUCAUUUACAGCCUUCGGAACAAGGACAUGAAGAGGGCACUGGUCAGACUUCUCAGAGGCAAAAUCUCCUUGAAGGGCUAGUGAUUUCUGCAGAGAAACUGAAGCUGUCCUCUCUUCCCUCUGCUGAAAGUCUUCCAGCAAUUUCUACCUCAAGUCUCACUUCUGAUCCUAGAUGUACCUUAUCCGCUGCUUCCCUCUCUGGCU
This is a messenger RNA of Heterocephalus glaber (naked mole-rat), 1077 nucleotides long. Its product is annotated as olfactory receptor 1P1. The record is from RefSeq and is a predicted model, not a curated record. Gene Ontology annotation, cellular component: membrane. Gene Ontology annotation, biological process: G protein-coupled receptor signaling pathway. Lineage: Eukaryota; Metazoa; Chordata; Mammalia; Rodentia; Bathyergidae. Gene Ontology annotation, molecular function: olfactory receptor activity; G protein-coupled receptor activity.